Molecule: messenger RNA, 504 nt
Organism: Strongylus vulgaris
Lineage: Eukaryota; Metazoa; Nematoda; Chromadorea; Rhabditida; Strongylidae
Source: the annotation of a GenBank genome assembly
AUGUUGUGUGAAGAAGGAUCGUUUUUGGUCAGGGACAGUCACAGCGAUAACCAUUUAUUUGCAAUAAGUUAUAAGCAUGAAGAUAAAGUUCUGCAUUCACGAGUGGAGACUAGCGGUCAGUACGCUCAUCUAGGAGGGCCGCUUUCGCUCGAGCGAUCCGAAAGUGUUGUAGAAUUAUUGAAACAUGCAGUACAAGUGAGUACGAGUCUCAAUAUGAUAUCCUUCACGAAAGAACGUGACAUACUCAUUCACCGACGAGGCGCAGAAGCGGAAGCCUCCGGAAUUCAUUUACGAUAUCCAUUAUCGCGUAUACAGUUGCUUCCGCGGUUACAGUAUCUUUGUCGCUUGAAGAUAAGAUUAUUAUCGCGACCAGACAAGCUCUCUUCAUUACCACUGCCUCCUCCUUUGCUAGCUUACGUAUCAGAUCCAAAAUUUCUGAUUCCGAACAUGCGAGAAUGCCUUCGAGUCUUAGAAGAGAGGAAGAAAAGACUUGGAAUAACUUAA